AUGGCUCAGCUACAGGAGGAGGGGGGACAGGAUGACAGCCCCAACUUCAUCUCAAAGAAGGUGCGGCCAGCUGCUUUAGCCGCAUGGGGGUCCUUCGACUAUCCUAGGUCUGAGGGGGGUACCAUGAACAUCGACGAUAAUAGUUUGUGA
Chaetomium globosum CBS 148.51 is the source of this 150-nucleotide messenger RNA. RefSeq lists its product as uncharacterized. Bases 1 to 150 code for a protein of 49 amino acids. The record is from RefSeq and is a predicted model, not a curated record. The transcript is spliced from 2 exons. Lineage: Eukaryota; Fungi; Ascomycota; Sordariomycetes; Sordariales; Chaetomiaceae.